This is a messenger RNA of Phalaenopsis equestris, 2502 nucleotides long. RefSeq names its product zinc finger CCCH domain-containing protein 23-like. Gene Ontology annotation, molecular function: RNA binding. The record is from RefSeq and is a predicted model, not a curated record. Lineage: Eukaryota; Viridiplantae; Streptophyta; Magnoliopsida; Asparagales; Orchidaceae.
AACAGAGACAUCUCCACGCAGUGGCUGUAAAGGCGACGCAGCUCUUCUGGCUUUAAUCAUGUUGAGCUAAUAGGAAUUUAGCACUGUAGAUAGAGAGAGAAAGAGGGCGGGCGCAAAAGCGCGGCAUUGACUCCAGGGGGAGAGGAGAGAGAAGUAAAGAGGCGAGGUUUCAGGUGUAGAGAGGGAAACGUGACCUAUUUGAAGAGAUCCAGAUCUUGCUUCACUCUCCUCCCACUCUCUUCUUCUCCGGCGACACGCACCACAAAGAGAAUAGGGAGUAAGAAGCUAUGCGAACGAAUAAAGAAGGUGCACUGUACAUCUACUUUCAGAAAGCAGAUCAUAGGAUGGCCGCAGCUGUUUAAGCAAACUAAGCAACUCUUUUCUUCUGUUUUUUUCACUAAGAAGAGCAAAAAAGGCGCGAACUUUGGCAACUCCUCCGGGCAUGGAUGCAUAUGAAGCAACCAAAAUCGUUUUUUCCAGAAUACAGAACUUGGAUCCGGAGAACGCCGCAAAGAUCAUGGGGCUUCUCCUAAUCCAAGAUCACGGCGAGAAGGAGAUGAUUCGCCUUGCUUUCGGUCCUGAAUCCCUUCUCCAGUCCCUGGUUUUCAAGGCACAGAGAGACCUCGGACUCCUCGCUCGCUCGCAGCCGCUCGCCAUCCCUUCCCCUUCCUCAUGGUCGCCGCCCUCCGCCGGCGACGAGCUCAUCGACCAACUGCAGCUUCAAGCCGGCGAAGACAUUGGGUGGGCUCACCGCUGCUUCGCCGGCGACCCAUGGAAGCCUUGUCUCUACUUCGCGAGGGGAUACUGCAAGAACGGUGCUAGGCCGGCGGUGGCCGCCGCCACCGCCGCCCUCGAACGAUCGAAGAGCAUGCGGUUCAUGUCCUCUGCUUCGAUCGGUUUCCCUUACUCGCCGACCGGACCUUUACCGCCGUCGCCGAAAUGCAUGAAUAUGAACUUUCUGCUUCAACAGCAGAGGAGCGAUAGUCAAAGGGGUGUGGCGGCCCCCGCCGCUCUGAUGCUGGGAGGAGAAGAUCUACAUAAGUUCAUCGGCCGGCCGAAGGUAGAAAGGAAUGAUUUUUCAUGCCUGGCAAGCCCUGUUUCAAGACAGAUUUACUUAACCUUUCCGGCGGACAGCACUUUCAGAGAGGAAGAUGUUUCCAACUACUUCAGCAUCUAUGGACCAGUGCAGGAUGUGAGGAUUCCCUACCAGCAAAAGAGAAUGUUUGGGUUCGUCACCUUUCUUUACCCUGAGACUGUGAAGCUAAUCCUUGCAAAGGGUAAUCCUCACUUCGUCUGCGAUGCUCGAGUUCUUGUCAAACCUUAUAAAGAGAAGGGGAAAGUUCCAGACAAAAACAGGAAGCAGCCGGGUGAUAGAGGAGAUUUCUCUGGUUGUACAACUCCUACUGGGCUGGAUUCCAGAGACCCAUUUGACUUUCAGCAGCUAGGAUCAAGAAUGCUUUAUUCGAGCAACAACCAGGAUAUUCUUCUGCGCAGAAAGCUUGAAGAACAGAGAGAGCUGCAGCAAGCUAUUGAGCUUCAGCAAAGGCGGUUCAUGGGUCUCCAGCUUCUCGAUCUGAAGCGGAUCGAUAUGAACUCUUCAUCAUUUCCGAUUAAAACCACUUUGGAAGAAGAUAAAAGUUCGGUGCUUGGGGUUGUAGAUGCUCUUGCAGACAUGGAGGAGACGAGUCCCAAAAAAGAUGGAGAUUUCCAAGAAAGGGCGGAGCACAAUCUCCCAGACAGUCCGUUUGCGUCGCCGACCAAGUUGGCUGCCGCCGGCGACGGAGGCGAUUACUCUUCUUUGGUCUCUGAGGCCGACGCCGGUGGUUCGACUGCUUCUUCUUCUUCGUCCUCUUCUCUGUUUACCUCCACUUUACUGCCUGCAAAUUCUGCAUUGGAAACCAUGGCUUCCUUCAAAUCUUGCUUCUUUCAGAUGCCCAGGUUCUCCUCCGGCCCCGGAGCAGUUGGUCUGUAACGCAUGGAAGCUAUAAAAGGGAAAAAAGAAAAUGGAACAGUUAGGAAAAGAGAAUAGUUAGCAAGUUGCAGAAUGUCCAACAGUCGUCUUUCUUUGUUUCUCUUAAAGUUUUAAUUUUUAUAGCAUUUUAGUGAAAAGCCAUGAUUGAGAGUGAUGGAGGAAGCAGAAGAAAAUUGAUGAAAUCAAUCAGAGGCUUCUCCAAUGAAUCAUACGGCUGUGAAUGCCAUUAGAAGUAGAUCAGUACAGCUGAAUAGGGAAUUACAGAUAUCAACACAGAAGAAGAAACUAGAGAGAAAGAGAGAGAGAGCAGCAGAAGAACUAGCUUAGAUCUCUUUCUUCUUACUCAAUUAAGUUUUAGUCUCCUUUCAUGUUUGUAUUUCCUCUGUAGGAACUGAAAUCCAUAAAAUACUGAGAUUCAUAAGAAAGAAGUGGAAGUCUGGCAAUCAAGUACUUAUAAGGACUGGUCUUAAUGUAACCAAUCUCAUUUAUGUCAAAAACAAGUGACCUCAUUUGGCAUAUAUGUUGAUUAA